AACUGUCAUUGGUGUUGAACGGUUUACAGAUGCAAAUGGACGAUUCUAAAGACAAUAGACAGCGACAUGCUGCGUUGAAAUCUUUUUUAUCUGGAGGUGGUGGUGGUGUUGUGAUGCAGUUGGAGUAGAGGAAGCAUACGGCACUUAGAAUCAUCGCUCUUCUCCGAUAAGAAUUUACGGAGCUCAGUCUCCCUAAAUUGACUCUAAUAGGCUCAUUCAUUUGAUCUCACAGGUUGGCGUGUCACACCCGUUUGACCUUGUCAAAGUUCUUAUGCAAACCUCCACAAAACAUGAGACCAAUACCUUUCGGGCAAUGAGGAAUAUAUUCGUUAACAAUGGACCUCGUGGGUUGUACAAAGGAGUUGCGCCAGUGUUGAUCGGGACGCCGCCUGUCCUGGCGACCUGUCUUUGGUCUUAUUACAUAGGCCAAGUACUCGUGCGCGAUGUGACAGGAGGUCCAGGUCGCCGGCGUUCGCCGACAUCCGGCAACGUUGAACUCGUGGACACGCUGUCCUUGUCGCAAAUUGCUCUUGCCGGCGCAUUUUCCGCUAUUCCGACUGCCGCCAUCCUUGGUCCAGCGGAACAGAUCAAGAUACGAUUACAGGUCAAAACGGGCAAAGGAACCGCUACGGAAAUCAUAAGGCAGAUAGUUCGAGAGGGCGGUGUACGGUCUCUGUUUCGGGGCACUGGUCUUACAUUGUUACGUGAUGUCCCAGGUAGCUUCUUUUAUUUUGCGACCUAUGAAGCGGUUAAGCGUGGGUUGAGUUCGGAUAUUGGUGUUGAGUUGAAUGCAGGGACUAUUCUGUUGGCUGGAGGACUUGCUGGCAUGGCAAAUUGGACGGUAGCCAUACCGUUUGACACUGUGAAAUCACGCUAUCAAUCAGGCGGUGCGCCAGUGUCUCUGGCUACCUGUUUCCGGCAAACUCUGGCCGAAGGCGGCCUUCCUGCGUUGUUUCGAGGUCUGGGACCGACACUCAUCAGGGCGUUUCCAGCGAGUGCUGCGUUCUUUCUAGGAGUGGAAGGAAGCAAAUAUGCACUCAAUCGGAUAUUAUAACCAUAUACAUACUGCUGUACAUAGUGCUGGUAAAUUAUUCUGACCGUAAUAAAGUGUGGAUAGAUCUACAGAA
Molecule: messenger RNA, 1127 nt
Organism: Spizellomyces punctatus DAOM BR117
Lineage: Eukaryota; Fungi; Chytridiomycota; Chytridiomycetes; Spizellomycetales; Spizellomycetaceae
Exons: 6
Coding region: 272-1054 (260 amino acids)
Biological process (GO): mitochondrial transport; carnitine transmembrane transport
Cellular component (GO): mitochondrial envelope
Molecular function (GO): O-acyl-L-carnitine transmembrane transporter activity
Source: RefSeq, a predicted model, not a curated record